Messenger RNA from Phycomyces blakesleeanus NRRL 1555(-), 843 nucleotides. RefSeq lists its product as hypothetical. The record is from RefSeq and is a predicted model, not a curated record. Lineage: Eukaryota; Fungi; Mucoromycota; Mucoromycetes; Mucorales; Phycomycetaceae. The coding region runs from base 1 to 843 and encodes 280 amino acids. The transcript has 5 exons.
AUGCCUCUCAUUAUACUAACAGGCUAUCCCUCAAGUGGAAAGACACAGCGCGCUGCAGAGAUUAACAAAUAUCUGCUCGACAGACUUGAGGCUGAAAAUAAAUCACUCAAGAUCCAUUGGAUCAAUGACGAAUCGCUUAAUGUCCACCGAGAUGCCUACAAGGAUGCUCGCGAAGAAAAAAAGGCGAGAGGAGCAAUGAUGUCAGCCGUCGAACGAUUACUUUCUAAGGAUGCGAUUGUGAUUGCAGACGGACUUAAUUACAUCAAGGGCUUUAGGUAUCAAUUGUAUUGUGUAGCCCGUGCAAUUAGUACACCUCACUGUGUGGUUCACACUGGAGCACCUGUUCAGUUAGCAAGAGAGUGGAACGCAACCCGAACCGACGGAUAUGAACCCAUUGUAUUUGAUGAACUGGUUACACGCUAUGAAGAACCAGAAGCACGAAAUAGAUGGGAUUCUCCCUUGUUUACCGUGAUCUAUGAUGACAAGGAGAUACCCGGAGACAAGAUCUGGGAUGCGGUUAUUUUGCGAAAGCCACCGCCGCCUAACCUUUCCACUGUCACUAAACCCGUAUCGGAUACAAACUAUGUUUAUGAGCUCGACAAGGCAACACUAGAGAUUAUCAAUGCGGUCAUUGAAGGGCAAAAGGAAUUUGGGCCGGGUGGCAUGCCCAUGACUGUCCCAAGAUCUUCUGAAAAGGUUGUCAAUCCUUCCAGAACUGUCACUCUGUCAGAGCUCAGACGAUUGAGAAAGCAAUUUGUGUCGCUCAAUCGUGUACGGACUUCGCUUGAUGUGAACAGAAUUGGUGACAUGUUUGCCGACUACCUCAACACCAACUUGGCUUAA